Molecule: messenger RNA, 993 nt
Organism: Penicillium griseofulvum
Lineage: Eukaryota; Fungi; Ascomycota; Eurotiomycetes; Eurotiales; Aspergillaceae
Exons: 1
Coding region: 1-993 (330 amino acids)
Molecular function (GO): protein binding
Source: RefSeq, a predicted model, not a curated record
AUGUCACAGCAACCGCAUAACGUAUUGCUCAUCAAUGAGCUACUUGAGAACAUUCUUCUACAUACAGACAUGAGAACCCUAUUAACAUCCGCUCAACGUGUAUCUCGCACAUGGAACACCAUGAUCAAAACAUCAAUCAAACUCCAAGAGUCCCUCUUCUUCAAACCUUCCAAAUUCGGGAUCUCAGAUCCCUCACAACGCCUUCGCAAUCCACUCCUAGCAGAUAUCCUCUGGGCCCAAUUCUUCCUCAAACAGCAACAAACCCCAGAGUCAAAAAUCGCCAAUAUAAGCAGAUUUCCCCUGCGGGAACCAGAGCGUCGCAAGCUCAAAAUCUAUCUUCGAAAAGACGCCAGCUGGAAACGAAUGCUACUCCAACAACCACCGACAUCAUCAAUCGGCGUCCUCGAAAUCAUCAAGAGAUCCGACUCCGAAUUCACCAAGUUAUCUAUCAGCUCAGAUAACUUCCUCCGAAUGGGCCACAUCCUGGCCCUCCUCGAAGGAGGCAGCACGUUAGUUCCAACCCGCAACAAAUGGAUACUAUGGAGCGGGCGAUCCCGUAUCAGGAUGCCGUUGAACUUCGAAUGCUGGACACCUAAAUGGGUCUAUGAACCAUGUACCUUACGGCCAGUGCAGGAAUGGAUCCCGGAUAAUAUAGACUGGGAUAGUCUCCGGCUGGAGGUGGCAUCGAUGUAUUUGGAUGAUUUCGAUUGUGGGGUGGUGAUUGUAUCUGAACGGAGACAGAUGCUUUUCCAGGGAGAGGAUCGAGUUCACAGGGAAAGUAAACUUGAUCGUCGAAUGAGGAAAGCGUUUGGGGAAUGUCGGGUGGAGGUUGGGAGGAAGCAUAUAAAUCACUCUUGGGUUCCUAUCAAGGGUGUUGGUGCUGAGCGGCGAUGGGUGCUUAGGCCGUGUUCUGCUACUCCUCUUAUUCCAAUGCUGAGUGCCUCUGAAGGUUCGGAUUCGUCUUCUAUUUCUUCGUUUUCUUUGUCUCUCUAG